Pocillopora verrucosa is the source of this 1497-nucleotide messenger RNA. Lineage: Eukaryota; Metazoa; Cnidaria; Anthozoa; Scleractinia; Pocilloporidae. The record is from RefSeq and is a predicted model, not a curated record.
AUGUGUCCUCUACGGUAUAUGUUAAAAUCCGCAAAGAAACAAGUGCAGAAAGGUAUACGGAAGCUGGUCGACGAGGGUGAGGAGUGGGCAAAAGGCAAAGCCGAAUGUUUUGAAGGGAAAGUCAGUCACUUCUUUGCUUCGAAUGACUCUGUUAUAGAAUUUAACGAAAACAAAACAGAUACCGAAUUCUUCUCCGAGCGCAUUGUCUACGAAGAUGUCUAUGGCCUAGACACAAUUUCAAACGUUUCAAAAGCAAGCCAGUCAUCUAUCAUCAAGUCUGCAAAAGGAGGAUCCUUCUACAACAUUGAAAAGGGAGAUAUCAUGGAAGAAAUGGUCGACAGCCAAAAGGAAGAACUCCUUGAAAGGAAAGCAAAAAUAAAAAAUGUUACCAAAGUGUAUGACGCUGAAGUUUUCUCUACGACCAGAAAGGCCGUCUUAGGCGUGUUUGUGUUGCUCGAUAUUCUGCUCUUCAUAUAUCGCGGGUCGAAAACAUACCAAAUUGCUUUUAAAUUAAUCGAAGGAUUUGAGGAAAUUGUAAGCCACGACGAGAAUAAAUUUGACGAAAAACAAUCCAAAAUCAAGGAAAGAGCGGAGAAACUUCUUCGAAGGACCUUUGACCUCCUCGCUGAGACGUUUUCAAGGUUUAUAGCGCUCUGUAAGAGUCUUCAGAAACGCAUCAUGCGCACAAAUCUGCUCCCGCUGAUCAUGAUAAUUGCUUUGUCUACAGCUACACUGUACCUUAUCGUCACUUUACUUUAUAAUGUAAUGAAUGUGACCGUUAUAGAAGAACUUGGUGGAUACAAUAUGAUUGCUUCUCGUCUGGACACGGACCUCCGCUUCACAAACCUCGCCAUAGAAGAUCAGGUGGAUUUCACCAAUAACAAUGCACUGGAUCAGUACAAGGAAUCCGUAAGUGCUUCCAUCAGUGAAUACAACAGCAUGAUCUUGGACCUCAACAAGGAACAGCAAGAACGCAUGGAACGACUUAGUAGACAACUCUGUUCCCUGGAGGAUGACCCGAAAAACUGCUUUGGGGAACAAGGAUCUCUUCUGAAUUUUAACUUCCACUCCUGUAUUAUCCCGACACUGGAAGGAACACCUUAUGAGGAUUACGAAAGUGACGCUUACCGCCAGCGAAUUAAGCGCGAAUCAAAACGGUUUGUGGACGCCAUACGAAAUAUAAUAUUGGAGACGGUUUAUUUCAUUCUGGCGGCUGCCUUGUCGAUUUUGAUAAUCACAGCUCUUAACUACGUUGUAUUUCUGUUCUUUAAGGCAAGAGGGAUGGUUCGGUUGAAAAAAGUUCACUUGUAUAAAGCCCUGCCAGCUGAAAUUCUGAAGCAAUUUCAUUUGAAAACAAUGGAGUCGGAAGAUGAACACGAUGGCAGAAACAUACAUGACAAACACGGAGAUCAUCGUAAAGUAACGAUUCCUAAAGUCUUCCUCACGGCUUCAACAGAAAGCAUCAAUAGUUCGCGAGAAUCUGUCCAAACCUGCUAA